AUGAGCCCCCGGGUCCCCGCCCCCGCCAGCAGGAUGCUCUUCGCCUUGGCCUUGGCCUGCGCCAGCCCCUUCCUGGAGCCGCGGCCGGAGGGGAGCCGGCGGGCGCUGAACGUUGCCGUCAUCCUGAGCGGAGCCUCUUACGGCCCCGCCGGGCCCCGCCUGGCCCCCGCCGCCUUCCGUAACUUCUCCUUGGAGGUCAAUCCGGUGGGGGUGGUGUUGAACGACACCAACCCCCGCAGCUUGAUCGUCCGCCUCUGCGACGUCCUCUCUUCCCUUCGCAUCCACGGCGUCGUCUUCGAGGACGACACCCGCUCCGAGGCCGUGGCUCAGAUCCUCGACUUCAUCUCCGCCCAGACCUCCGUGCCCAUCAUCGGCAUCAACGGCGGCUCCGCCAUCGUCCUCACGCCCAAGGAGAAGGGCUCCACCUUCCUCCAGCUGGGCUCCUCCACCGAGCAGCAGCUGCAGGUGAUCUUCGAGGUGCUGGAGGAGUACGACUGGACGGCCUUCGCCGUUGUCACCACCCUCUUCCCCGGCUACGAGGACUUCGUGGACUACGUGGAGGUCUUGACCGACAGCAGCUUCAUCGGGUGGGAACACCGGGGCGUCCUCACCCUCAACUUAACCGACGACCCCGAGGGGACGCGGUUACGCCGGCAGCUGCGCGAGGUCAGCGCCCAAAUCCGCCUCCUCUACUGCUCGCGGGAAGAGGCCGAGGCCAUUUUCCGAGCGGCGCAAGACGCCGGUUUGGCCGGUCCUGGUUACAUCUGGUUCGUGGUUGGCACCAACCUGGGAGGAAGCGACCAAUUGCCGGAACAUCUCCCCGCCGGCUUAUUCGCGGUGUUGUCGGCCGGUUGGCGGGACGACCUCCAACACCGGGUGCACAACGGCGUGGCCAUCGUGGCCAAGGGUGCCGAGGCGCUGCUGCGCGACUACGGCUUCAUCCCCGAGUUCAACAACGACUGUCGGGCCCCUAACGUCACCCAGAUCAACGACAACCUCCACCGGUACUUCAUGAACAUCACCUGGGGGCAAAAGGAUUUCUCCUUUAACGAGGACGGCUACCUCGUCAACCCCUCACUGGUCGUUAUCUCCCUCAACAAGGAGCGCAGCUGGGAGGUGGUGGGCAGCUGGGAACACCGGAUCCUGCGGAUGAAGUACCCGGUUUGGUCGCGUUACGGUAAAUUCCUCCAACCGGUAGACGACGACCAACACCUGACGGUGGCCACGCUGGAAGAACGUCCCUUCGUCAUCGUGGAGAACAUCGACCCCGCCACCGGCACCUGCAUCCGCGACUCCGUCCCCUGCCGCAAACAGCUCAACCGCACCGCCAGCCCCUCGGCCGAGCCGGCGCUCUUCGAGAAGAAAUGCUGUAAGGGUUUCUGCAUCGACAUCCUCAAGCGCUUGGCCCGCACCGUCGGCUUCACCUACGACCUCUACCUCGUCACCAACGGCAAACACGGCAAGAAGAUCGACGGCGUCUGGAACGGCAUGGUGGGAGAGGUGGGGAACCCCCCGCCCCCCACCCCAUGGCCAUGGGGGUCCCAGGGGGCUGGGGAGACCCUCCCCAUGCUUUUUGGGGUGCUCAGGGAACCCUACAGCCCGGCCGUUUGGGUGAUGAUGUUCGUCAUGUGCCUCACGGUGGUGGCCGUCACCGUCUUCAUCUUCGAGUACUUCAGCCCCGUGGGCUACAACCGCAGCCUGGCCGCCGGCCAGC
Molecule: messenger RNA, 1714 nt
Organism: Haliaeetus leucocephalus (bald eagle)
Lineage: Eukaryota; Metazoa; Chordata; Aves; Accipitriformes; Accipitridae
Product: glutamate receptor ionotropic, NMDA 2D-like
Exons: 6
Biological process (GO): long-term synaptic potentiation; synaptic transmission, glutamatergic; excitatory postsynaptic potential
Cellular component (GO): plasma membrane; NMDA selective glutamate receptor complex; postsynaptic membrane
Molecular function (GO): NMDA glutamate receptor activity; transmitter-gated monoatomic ion channel activity involved in regulation of postsynaptic membrane potential
Source: RefSeq, a predicted model, not a curated record